CUGUGAAAUGGUAAAAGAAAAACUUGAAGCUGGUGGGAAGGUAGUGAGCAUGCUAGGUGACCGCCACAUUGCAACGAUGCAUCGCAAUACCUGCAAAGACUCAGCAAGUUUCAUGGAACUUCCAGGUCAGGUAGAAAUGUUCCACAAGGAUAAUCGUCGCUCGCACAUCAAGCUUACAAACCUGGAGCGAGAGCGAGAUACAGACAACAACGGGCAUGUGAGAAAUGGCGAGAGGCAUGGAAAAACCAAGCAUCAUCAGAAAGCAAAGCUGACAGUUAGUAAUUGGACGGGUACUCAGUCGGAAAAAAAUACGCAUAGAAAACCAAGCAUUUAUCACAGUAAUAGAGAGAAUCCCGACGGAAACUUUUUUGACGGCAGUGAAAGAAUUGCAAACAGUAGUUUCAGUGGAGGAAGUGAAGAGGACUGGGUUCACCCGAAGAACUCAGUGGGCUGCUGUGCUUGUUUACGUUCUGCAUCACGACGUUCUUCCUUUGUCGUCCAUAAGACAGACAGGGUGGCGUUGCCUGCGAAUGUUCACCAAACUGAUCCUCAGGAACAGAAAAUUAUGACUUUGAAGGAAGACCACACAAUGUUCUUGAUACUGGCAACAUUACUGCUCAUCUACAUGGCGUUGGGGGCCCUCGUUUUCCAGGCCUUUGAGGAGGAAUAUGAGAUGCAGGCAAGAAGUAAUUUCCUUGACAAGUACACCAGUGCACGCAAGACAGUGAAUGAUUCUAUUAACAGCGAAAAUGUGACUUUUUCUACGAUCGAUAACCUUAUCUUUACGUGGGGCAAUAUGUCUGACGAAGGGUACACUCCCCAGAACCGCCGCCUGUGGGACUACCCUGGUAGUUUUUACUUUGUCUACGCUCUUGUCGCCACUAUCGGUAAGUCGCCUUAUUCAUUGUUCUGUUUUGUAGCAGUUAUACCCUUGUGUGGGUUGCAAAGAGUACAUUACAAUUUAUUCAACCUAUGUAUGUCACACAUCCCUGUAGGCAUACCUUCACGACUAUUCAACCAACAAUUAAGAGCAUAGCAGUCGGAGCCCCACUGCUGUGCUGAUUGUUGGUUCAUCAGCCA
This is a messenger RNA of Cherax quadricarinatus, 1080 nucleotides long. The record is from RefSeq and is a predicted model, not a curated record. Lineage: Eukaryota; Metazoa; Arthropoda; Malacostraca; Decapoda; Parastacidae.